Molecule: messenger RNA, 1514 nt
Organism: Aegilops tauschii subsp. strangulata
Lineage: Eukaryota; Viridiplantae; Streptophyta; Magnoliopsida; Poales; Poaceae
Biological process (GO): spliceosomal tri-snRNP complex assembly
Source: RefSeq, a predicted model, not a curated record
UAGAGGGCCCCAAGCCCCGUGGGGAAGUGCGUAGAACGAACAAGGCCUUCCGAGAACUCUCCAGGCGGCGGCUCGCUUGCUGCCUCUCUGCUCCCACCGCCGGCGGCCUCCUCCCCCCGCCCCUCCCGUGAGCAGCUUGACCCAGCACCGAGAGCUGGCCGCAUCGGGCGCUGUCGGCAUGGCGAGCAGCGGGGGAGGCGCGGCUGCGGCGCGGAUGGACCCCGAGGCGGCGACGGAGCUGGCGCGGAAGGGGGUCACGCUGCUGCUCCUCGACGUGCCCCAGCACACCGUCCUCGGCCUCGACACGCAGGUGUUCUCGGUGGGCCCCAGGUUCAGAGGGAUCAAGAUGGUGCCCCCAGGCCCGCAUUUCCUCCACUACUGCUCCCCCAGCAGGCACGGGAAUGAGUUCGCGCCGACAGUCGGAUUCUUUCUUACCACUCACCCAUCUCAGGUGGUCGUUCGAAGAUGGCAUGCUCAAGAGGAGAGACUAGUGACACUGUCAGAAGAGGAGGAAAUCAGAUACUCUGAAGCAGUAAAACGUUUCGAGUUCGAUGAUCAGCUUGGGCCAUACAAUUUGGAUUCUUUUGGAGACUGGAAACAACUUUCAAGCUACUUGUCACAAAGUGUCAUUGAACGCCUUGAGCCAAUUGGUGGAGAAAUUACAAUUGCAUUGGAGGCAUCAUGGAUGGAUAGAGCUCCCCAAACAGAUAUGGAGAGACGAUUGAUGGAACAACUUAGAGAAGACAAAUUUGCAAAGAAAGCCCCUGCACAGCCUGAGAGGAGAGGAUGCUAUUACACAACUAUUCCCGCUUCGGUUAAGCACAGAAACAUUUCUGCAGAUGAGCUGACUUUGCUGAACUUGGACAGAACAAGCUUGCUGGAGACUGUCCUGGCCAAAAGUUAUCAAGGCCAAGAAGAUUUACUCUUGGGGGAGCUGCAGUUCUCUUUCAUAGCGUUUAUGAUGGGACAGUCGCUGGAGGCGUUUAUGCAGUGGAAAGCAUUAGUCAGUCUUCUUUUGAGCUGCAGUGAAGCUCCACUUCAUACAAGGACGCAAAUGUUUGUAAAGUUUAUAAGGGUUAUUUACUAUCAAUUCAAGCAUGGCUUUCAACGCACACAUGAUUCCAGAAGUAGUGAAGACAAGGGCAACUCUUUGUUUCUGGAUGAAGCAUGGUUCUCAAGAGACAUAUUUCUUUACCGGCUUUCCAAGGAUUUCUUAGCGGUAAUAUUUGAAGCUCAAGUCGUGGAUGGAGACCUUCUGUCGUGGGCUAGGAAACUUAAGACGCUCCUGGAGACCACGUUCGGAUGGGAUCUCGAGAACAACGCGGCGAACCUUAUCGAUGAGGACGACGAGUUUGCUCCGGUGGUCGUGGAAAUGGACGGCUCCUAGGCAGCGUUAUGUACUACUACGGAAUCUCACGAGGAUGGUGCGUUGCGAAUUUCACACCUGUUAGUUACCAUGUCAAAACCGCACGCACGGUUGGUUGAGGAUCGUUCGGUGGCCUAGUUUGCUUGCA